UGUACUCCCCGGCGCCGCGCCCCCGGGCGCGCCAGAGCGCCGUGCGCCCGAGACGCAGCCGCUGGUGCCGGCAGGGCAGGAGCGGCGCCGCGCCCUGGGCCUCGCGCUUGGAGGACAGAUGUGACCGGGCGUCGGGGCGUCGUGUGGACCUGAGCUCCUGUGAGGCGCUUCGGCGGCGAGAUGCAGGCGGACGAGCCCUGCGCCUCUGGGGCCCCAAGCGCCCCAAGCGCCCCGGGCGCGCCCAGCGGUCCCCGAGCUCCGGAGACGGAGCGCGAGCCGGGCCCCGAGCUGCGCCUGUCCAGCCAGCUGCUGCCGGAGCUCUACGCCUUCGUGGCUCGCGUGCUCUUCUACCUGGCGCCGGUCUACCUGGCCGGCUACCUGGGGCUCAGCAUAACCUGGUUGCUGCUCGGCGCCGUGCUGUGGAUGUGGUGGCGCAGGAACCGCCGCGGGAAGCUUGGUCGCCUGGCGGCAGCCUUCGAGUUCCUGAACAACGAACGCCACUUCAUCAGCCGCGAGCUGCUGGGCCAGCACCUGCCAGCCUGGAUCCACUUUCCAGACGUGGAGCGGGUCGAGUGGGCCAACAAGGUCAUCGCCCAGAUCUGGCCGUACCUGAGCAUGAUCAUGGAGAACAAGUUCCGUGAGAAACUGCAGCCCAAAAUCCGCGAGAAGAGUGCCCACCUGCGGAGUUUCACGUUCACCAAGCUCUACUUCGGACAGAAGUGCCCCAGAGUCAACGGCGUCAAGGCUCACACGAACAAACGCAACCGGAGACAGGUGACCCUGGACCUGCAGAUCUGCUACAUCGGGGACUGUGAGAUCAGCGUGGAGCUGCAGAAGAUCCACGCUGGCGUGAGCGGGAUCCAGCUGCAGGGCACCCUGCGAGUCAUCCUGGAGCCCCUCCUGGUGGACAAGCCCUUCGUGGGAGCGGUGACCGUCUUCUUCCUGCACAAGCCGCACCUGCAGAUCAACUGGACAGGCCUGACGAACCUGCUGGACGCACCGGGCAUCAACGAGGUCUCAGACAGCCUCCUGGAAGACCUCAUCGCUGCCCACCUGGUGCUGCCCAACCGCGUGACGCUGCCUGUGAAGAAGGGGCUGGAUGUGACCCACCUCCGCUUCCCUCUGCCCUGUGGAGUCAUCAGGGUGCACUUGCUGGAGGCGGUGAAGCUAGCUGAGAAGGACAACUUCCUGGGGCUUGGGGGCAAGUCAGAUCCCUAUGCCAAGGUGAGCAUCGGCCUGCAGCACUUCCGGAGCAGGACCGUCUACAGGAACCUGAACCCCACCUGGAACGAGGUGUUUGAGUUCAUGGUGUACGCGGUCCCUGGGCAGGACCUGGAGGUGGACUUGUAUGAUGAGGACCCCGACCGGGACGACUUCCUGGGCAGCCUACAGAUAUGCCUGGAGGACGUCCGGACCAACAGAGUGGUGGAUGAGUGGUUUGUCCUGAAUGACACAGCCAGCGGGCAGCUGCACCUGCGACUGGAGUGGCUUUCACUGUGCACUGACCAGGAAGCUCUGACCGAGGACCCUGGCGGUCUCUCCACUGCCAUCCUCAUUGUCUUCCUGGAAAAUGCUUGCAACCUGCCGACAAACCCCUUUGACUACCUGAAUGGUGAAUACCAAGCCAGGAAGCUCUCCAGAUUUGCCAGGAACAAGGUCAGCAGAGAGCCUUCUUCCUACGUCAAGGUGUCUGUGGGUAAGACGACUUACACGAGUAAGACCUGCCCCCACAGCAAGGACCCCGUGUGGAGCCAGGCCUUCUCGUUCUUCGUGCGCGACGUGGCUGCUGAGCAGCUCCAUCUGAAGGUGCUGGACGACGCCCAGGAGUGUGCGCUCGGAGUGCUGGACGUUCCUGUGUGCCAGAUCCUGCCCUGCGCCGACCUCACGCUCGAGCAGCGCUUUCAGCUGGACCACUCGGGCCUGGACAGCCUCGUGUCCAUGCGGCUGGUUCUGCGGUUUCUACGCAUGGAGGAACGCGAGCUGGGCAGCCCAUACACAGGACCCGAAGCCCUAAAGAAAGGCCCUCUGCUGGUCAAGAAGGUGGAGGCCGAGCGCAGUCCUGCAGCCCCCUGGCAGCAAGGCGGCCCUGCACAUCCGCCACAGGCCCUGGCCCCUGCCCCUCCCGGCACCCAGGACACCUCCAAGAUCCCCACUGCCACCAGCAGCCCCAGUGCUGCCGCCGCCUCGCCCGUCCCCAACGAUGGUGCCAGAGGGCUCCGUGAGCCCGCUGGGGAGAGCUCAGCCACCAUCUUCCUGACAGUCCCUGGCCCCCACUCUCCAGGGCCCAUCAAGUCGCCCCGGCCCACGAAACGCCCUGCCUCCCCAUUCGCAUGGCCGCCCCAGCGGCUGGCUCCCAGCGUGGCCUCACUCAGCUCCCUGGCCUCCUCCUGCUUUGACCUGACCGACGUCAGCCCCAGUGCCGAAGGCGGGGACGGCAGGCAGCGGCGGCUGGGCGAGGUCCAGCUCACAGUGCGCUACGUGUGUCUGCGGCGCUGCCUCCGUGUGCUGGUCAACGGCUGCAGAAACCUGACCCCAUGCACCAGCAGCGGGGCUGACCCCUACGUCCGCGUCUACUUGCUGCCAGAAAGAAGGUGGGCGAGUCGGAGGAAGACCUCGGUGAAGCACAAAACCCUGGAGCCCCUGUUCGAUGAGACGUUUGAAUACUUUGUUCCUUUGGAAGAAGUCAAGAGGAGGUCACUAGAUGUGGCGGUGAAGAACAGCAGGCCGCUUGGCUCCCACAGGAGGAAGGAGCUGGGCAAGGUACUGAUCGACUUAUCAAAAGAAGACCUGAUCAAAGGCUUUUCCCAAUGGUAUGAGCUGACUCCUGACGGACAGCCCAGAAGCUGAGGAGCACUGCUGCCACGGUCAUGGUCAAC
Molecule: messenger RNA, 2876 nt
Organism: Ochotona princeps (American pika)
Lineage: Eukaryota; Metazoa; Chordata; Mammalia; Lagomorpha; Ochotonidae
Gene: ESYT3
Product: extended synaptotagmin 3
Exons: 23
Coding region: 181-2847 (888 amino acids)
Biological process (GO): lipid transport
Molecular function (GO): lipid binding
Source: RefSeq, a predicted model, not a curated record